This is a messenger RNA of Mercenaria mercenaria, 1834 nucleotides long. RefSeq names its product amidase-like. Lineage: Eukaryota; Metazoa; Mollusca; Bivalvia; Venerida; Veneridae. The coding region runs from base 126 to 1673 and encodes 515 amino acids. Gene Ontology annotation, molecular function: catalytic activity. The transcript has 13 exons. The record is from RefSeq and is a predicted model, not a curated record.
AGAAUGGCGGAUAAACAAGGACAAGUAAAAACUACUACCCGAAGUCUGAAAGACAGAGAACACAUGGUUUUGGCUAUGACCGGGAUGUCUUAUACCAUUACAGCAGGAAUAACAUAGUUUUGACUAUGACCGGGAUGUCAUUCAAUUGUUUAUACAAAGCUCAGGCGGCACAGACGCCAAGUAUCUCCGAGUUAACAGAACUUGCACAGGAGCUGGGUCUGCACUGCAAGGAUGGUGAACUGGAACAUUUACAAGAUCACAUGGGGGAGACACUGGCAGGAAGUUACCAAACUAUAAGUGACCUGGUUGCACCAACCCUUCCGGUUAAAUAUCCCAGAGUACCUGGCUACAGACCGGAACCUGAAGACAAUCAGUGCAAUGCGUGGUAUUGGAAAUGCAAUAUAGAGGGCGCUCCAGAAGGGAAACUGAAGGGUAAAACAUUUGGUAUCAAAGAUAAUACGUGUGUAGCUGGCGUUCCCAUGAUGAAUGGAUCGAAGAUAAUGGAAGGAUUUGUACCUGAUAUUGACGCUACUGUUAUUACCAGAAUCCUAGAUGCAGGCGGAAGAAUCCUUGGUAAAACAAAUAGUGAACAUAUGUGCUUUAGCGGGAGUAGCUGGACCAACGAUACCGGACCAACCUUGAACCCACACGACAAGUCGAGAUCUGCUGGGGGUUCCAGUGGAGGCUCCGCUGUAGCGGUUUACAAUGGUGAUGUUGAUAUGGCUAUUGGCGGAGAUCAGGGAGGGUCCAUACGCAUUCCUGCAUCAUGGUGUGGAAUUGUGGGGUAUAAGCCUACAUGGGGCUUGGUACCGUACACAGGAGCUCUUCCUAUUGAAAUUACAUGCGACCAUCUUGGACCAAUGGCCAGAAAUGUUCGGGACUGUGCUCUUUUGUUAGAAGUUAUUGCUGGAUAUGACGAAGGCCGCGACUCCCGCCAACCACGUGACCUAGAGGUGCCAAAAUACACUGAACUUCUUGAUGGCAAACUUGAGGGCUGGAAGAUAGGUUUGGUGACUGAGGGUUUCACAGGUUGUGACAGUGACGCCCAGUCUAUUGUACGAGAAGCGGCCCAGCAACUGAGCAAAGCUGGAGCGCAAGUGGAAGAUGUUUCUGUACCCAUGCAUACUCAUGGUUUCGCUAUUUGGUCACCGAUUUUCAUAGAAGGGACAUAUCAGUGCAUGGUCCGGGGAGUUGGUGCUGGAUACCAUUACAAGGGUUACUAUGGAGAAUCAGUUAUGACGAAACUUUCCCAUGGAUAUAAAAUGGAGGCGAAACAACUGUCUGAAACAAUGAAACUGGUCUGCAUGUUCGGAAAAUAUAUUGAAAAGGUUUAUGGAAAUCGAUUCUACGGACGUGCGCAGAAUUUGAACAUGAAGUUGACGAAAGCAUACGACGAGGCAUUGUUAAAGUAUGACGUCCUUGUUAUGCCGACAUUGCCGUAUAAAGCCCCUUUGCUGCCGAAAAAAGAUUGUACACUCCCAGAACGGUUGAAGAAUGCGCUUGGCAUGUUGAAGAAUACAGCACCAUUUGACAGUACAGGACAUCCCGCACUUACUCUUAAUGCGGGGUAUUCGGAAGGACUUCCGAUCGGAAUGAUGAUUGUUGGAAAGCAAUUUGAAGACGCCAAGGUCCUUCAAGCAGCGUUUGCGUUUGAACAGUUGCAAAAGAAAUAAACAGAGUGAAAUUCUAUUAACAUUUACUACUGAAUUUAUUUAGCUUUAUGAAGGAUUGCGAAUCUGUUCAUUUGUAUGUACAUACAUAAAUGUCUGUUUAAUAAAUCCAAGAUUUAUUGUAUCAGAUCGAUUUAGACGGUUAUCGCGCAGUGUUUUUUUUU